Molecule: messenger RNA, 6894 nt
Organism: Psammomys obesus (fat sand rat)
Lineage: Eukaryota; Metazoa; Chordata; Mammalia; Rodentia; Muridae
Gene: Sorbs2
Product: sorbin and SH3 domain containing 2
Exons: 26
Coding region: 912-4811 (1299 amino acids)
Biological process (GO): Notch signaling pathway
Cellular component (GO): synapse; dendrite; plasma membrane
Molecular function (GO): protein binding
Source: RefSeq, a predicted model, not a curated record
AUUUAAAAGAGAGAAAAAAGAAAUUAACAAGCUGUGUAGCGCGCUGCACAUGACCAGCCAUGCUUGCUAGGUCUGUCUGUUGGCUGUUGCUAUGGCUACGAAAAGCCAGCGGAACCCAAUGAGCUGUCUGCAACCGCGCUGAGAGGACCAGCCAUUUUACUUAGGGAAAGCAGUGUGGCACAGAGCUUCACCCAGGAAGAAGCAAAUUUAAAAAUAAUAAUAAUAAUAAAUAAUAAUAAUAAAUCUUUUUUUUGAACGAAGAGAGCCACAUCAGGCAUGCCAGCGCACAAUUAUUGCGGCCACGUGUGCCCGCCAGCCGCCCCUGCGACAAGCUGCUGACUGCCUUUGCAAUUAGCUGAUUGGAGAGCGGGGGAACGCAGGGUGAUAAUGCUGCGUAUCCGCUCGCGGGCAGCAGGAAAGGGUUUUGUCUCGGCCAGGCAAGCCUUCCCCGCACGGUUGUCUCGGCAGCUCCCGAGCUGAGAGGCCCGGGGCUCUGAAGGGAGGGGGUCGCCCCCUGCCAGCACGGGUCCUGUGCCAGGCUGCUGCUCCCGAGCCGCAGGUCUGGGACAGCAGGUGUGCGCGCGCGGAUGGGCACUGGGCUGGAACGCGGGCGGACGCUCUCGGCUUCACCUGCUUCCUGUUAACAGACCGUGGGCUCGCAGGGCAUCUGCUCCUCCACGCUGCAGCGGAGGCUGAGGAAGGGGCUCCGGGCAUCCCACUGGACUGACGGAGACACUUGGAUUGGACUUAAUCUUAAACCUCUGGAGGUCAAGACCUUUUAAAAAGGGCUAACUAAACAAUCUCUACAUGUAAAAGGCCAGUGACCCCUACUUCCUCUGCUGGAACAACUGUGAAGUUCAGCCUCUUCCAGGAAAACUGAAGACUUUAAUAACAAAUCCUUCAAGGUGAAAAUGAAUACAGAUAGCGGUGGGUGUGCUCGCAAACGUGCCGCCAUGUCUGUCACGUUAACAUCUGUGAAGAGAGUUCAAAGUUCUCCAAACCUAUUGGCUGCAGGACGUGAUUCUCAGUCUCCGGACUCAGCUUGGAGAUCUUACAAUGCUCGAAAUCCAGAGGCACUGAACGGAGAUGCCACGUAUUCCUCUCUUGCAGCAAAAGGCUUUAGAAGCGUUCGACCAAACCUGCAAGACAAAAGAUCAGCAACCCAGAGCCAGAUAACCAUCAACGGCAACUCUGGUGGUGCUGUGAGUCCAGUGAAUUACUAUCAAAGGCCAUUUUCCCCCUCUGCGUACUCCCUUCCAGCCUCGCUCAACUCCAGCAUCAUCAUGCAGCAUGGACGGUCACUCGAUUCUGCAGAGACAUAUUCCCAGCAUGCCCAGUCUCUGGAUGGCAGCAUGGGAAGUUCCGUCCCACUCUACAGAUCCUCGGAGGAAGAGAAGAGGGUGACAGUUAUCAAAGCCCCACAUUACCCUGGGAUAGGCCCUGUGGAUGAGUCUGGGAUCCCCACAGCCAUCAGAACGACGGUUGACCGGCCAAAGGAUUGGUACAAGACAAUGUUUAAGCAAAUUCAUAUGGUACACAAGCCGGAUGAGGACACAGACAUGUAUAAUACUCCUUACACAUAUAAUGCAGGUCUGUACAACUCACCCUACAGCGCUCAGUCCCACCCUGCUGCGAAGACCCAGACCUACAGACCUCUUUCCAAGAGCCACUCAGACAAUGGCACAGAUGCUUUUAAGAAGGCACCCUCCCCAGUGCCUCCCCCGCACGUUCCCCCGAGACCAAGAGAUCAGCCUUCAACCGAAAAGCAUGACUGGGACCCUCCAGACAGAAAGGUGGACACCAGAAAAUUUCGAUCGGAGCCAAGGAGCAUUUUUGAAUAUGAACCUGGGAAAUCAUCCAUUCUGCAGCACGAAAGACCCCCCCCUCUCCCAACAACUCCGACACCUGUUCCCAGGGAGCCCAGCCGGAAGCCUCUCCCGGUGUCACCCUCCACCGAAGGCCUGCGUAGCCCUUCCCCUCCGCCCAGGAGCCGUGUCCCCGCACCCCGUCCAAGUGCCCCAGCGCUCUCUCCCACCCUGACGGGUCGCAUAAAUCCAGAUGACAUAGAUUUAGAAAAUGAGCCCUGGUAUAAAUUCUUUUCAGAGCUGGAGUUUGGACGUCCGCCUCCUAAAAAGGCUCUGGACUAUGUUCAAGAUCACUCUUCCGGUGUGUCCAAUGAGGCUUCCAUCUAUCAGGCCUCCAUAGACAGAAGCCUGGAAAGACCCAGCAGUUCUGCAAGCAUGGCCGGUGACUUUAGGAAGCGGAGGAAGAGCGAACCUGCAGUGGGCCCACCCAGAGGCUUGGGGGAUGCGAGUGCAAGCAGGGCCAGCCCUGGCCGGGCAGACCUCCCAGGAUCAAGCUCCCCCUUCACGAAGUCUUUCAUUAGUUCUUCUCCUUCAUCUCCCUCAAGAGCGCAAGGUCGGGAGGAGAGCAAAAUGUGCCCAUCCCCUUGCAGUUACUCAGGGCUCAAUGGCGCCCACUCUGGUGAGUUAGAGUGUUGUAGCGCUUAUAGACAGCAUUUGGACGUCCCCAGGGACUCUCAAAGAGCCAUCACUUUCAAGAAUGGCUGGCAAAUGGCCCGGCAAAAUGCAGAGAUCUGGAGCAGCACUGAAGAGACUGUUUCCCCCAAAAUCAAAUCACGUAGCUGCGAUGACCUUCUCAAUGAUGACUGCGACAGCUUCCCAGACCCUAAAACCAAGUCAGAAAGUAUGGGCUCUCUGUUAUGUGACGAAGACUCCAAAGAGAGCUGCCCCAUGGCCUGGACCUCCCCCUACAUCCAGGAAGUGUGCGGUAACAGCAGAUCCAGGACCAAACAUAGGUCAGCCCAUAACGCCCCGGACUUCCUCAAAAUGUACAAGAAGAUGCACCGCAUCAACCGCAAGGAUUUGAUGAAUCCCGAGGUCAUUUGCUCCGUGAAAUCCAGGAUCCUGCAGUAUGAAAAGGAGCAACAGCACAGGGCUCUGCUCCACGGGUGGAGCCAGUCCUCCACGGAGGAGGUGCCCAGGGACGUGGUACCCACUCGUAUUUCGGAAUUCGAAAAGCUGAUCCAGAAGUCCAAGUCCAUGCCCAAUCUCGGAGAUGAAAUGUUAUCUCCCGUUACCCUGGAAGCCCAACAAAACGGCUUGUGUCCCAAGAGGCGAUUUUCCAUUGAGUCUCUGCUGGAGGAAGAGACUCAGAGUAGACACCCUUCUCAGGCUCAGCGAAGCUGCAAGUCUAAAGCCCUGGUGCCCAUCCACAUCGAAGUCACCAGCGACGAGCAGCCUAGAACGCACACGGAGUUCUCCGACAGCGACCAAGAUGGGGUGGUGUCCGACCACAGCGACUACGUCCAUGUAGAGGGCUCGUCCUUUUGCAGCGAAAGUGACUUCGACCACUUCUCCUUCACCUCCUCUGAGAGUUUCUAUGGCUCCAGCCACCACCACCACCACCACCACCACCACCAUCACCACCACCGACACCUCAUCAGUUCCUGCAAGGGCCGAUGCCCAGCCUCUUACACUCGCUUUACCACGAUGCUAAGACACGAAAGAGCUAAGCACGAAAAUAUCGACCAGCCCAGGAGGCAGGACAUGGAUCCCGGCCUGUCUAAGCUCGCAUUUCUAGUCAGCCCCGUGCCUUUCCGGAGGAAAAAAAUCGUGACCCCCAAGAAACAGACUGAACAGGCAAGAUGCAAAACCUCUGUAGUUGAGGCUCUGGACUCGGCCCUUAAAGACAUCUGUGACCAGAUAAAAGCCGAAAAGAGGAGAGGGAGCCUGCCGGACAACAGUAUAUUGCACAGGCUUAUCAGUGAGCUGCUGCCAGAGAUUCCCGAGAGGAACUCGUCUCUUAAUGCUCUAAGGAGGAGCCCCGUGCCCCAGCCUUUCCACCCACUGCCUCAAGACGGUGCUAUUCAUUGUCCACUGUACCAAAACGACUGUGGGAGAAUGCCUCACAGUGCCUCUUUCCCAGACGUGGACGCAACCAACAGCAACUACCAUGCCCAGGAUUAUGGUAGCACACUGAGCCUCCAAGAUCAUGAGUCCACUAGAAGUUACUCAUCUACUUUUACUGACUUGGGAAGAAGUACAUCGCGGGAACGAAGAGGAACCCCAGAAAAAGAGAAAUUGCCUGCAAAAGCAGUCUACGAUUUCAAAGCUCAGACAUCUAAGGAGCUGUCAUUUAAGAAAGGAGAUACUGUGUACAUCCUCAGGAAAAUUGACGAAAACUGGUAUGAGGGGGAGCACCACGGCAGAGUGGGCAUUUUCCCAAUCUCAUACGUAGAGAAACUAACACCCCCGGAAAAAGCGCAGCCUGCGAGACCUCCACCCCCAGUCCAGCUGGGAGAGAUCGGAGAAGCCAUAGCCAAAUACAACUUCAAUGCAGACACCAACGUGGAACUCUCCCUGCGAAAGGGAGAUAGGAUUAUUCUUCUUAAAAGAGUUGAUCAAAACUGGUAUGAAGGUAAAAUCCCAGGAACCAACAGGCAAGGCAUCUUCCCUGUUUCCUACGUAGAAGUCAUCAAGAAGGACACAAAAGGUGCUGAGGACUACCCUGACCCUCCUAUACCCCACAGCUACUCUACAGACAGAAUUCAUAGCCUCAGUUCUAAUAAGCCACAGCGUCCUGUCUUCUCUCAUGAAAACCUUCAAGGUGGGGGGGAACCGUUUCAGGCUCUGUAUAACUAUACUCCUAGGAAUGAAGAUGAGCUGGAACUCAGAGAAAGUGACGUCGUGGAUGUGAUGGAGAAGUGUGACGAUGGAUGGUUCGUGGGGACUUCAAGAAGAACCAAAUUCUUUGGUACUUUCCCGGGAAACUAUGUCAAGAGGCUGUGAAUCACCUCACUCCUUAUUUACGCCGCAUUUCAGAAGCACAUCUGCAUAAUUCACCUGAAACAUCCCAGCAGGCCUGUUGCUGUCAUGCCUUAUGGUUUCCAAUAGGCCAUCACCAUCUCCACCUGCUGCCACCAAAUCACCAGCAGAGUGACUGCCACUGUGAGCCUUAGGGGAAGCUGGGAGCUUUAGGGAGAUGUGGCAAACUUACACCCACAUAAAUAUGCAGUUUCUUGCUUUCUGCCCUGAACUUUGAAAUGUUUGUGUAUGGAAUCAGAAUGAAAGUCGUCAUACUUAAAGACAGUGAAAUAAAUAAGAAAGAAAGAAAGAUGGUGAAAAAAGAAAUAAGACUACUUAGGAGAUUGGUCUCGUGGCUGUAUUUCCACCUCUCCGGAAGGUGUUCUGUCCUCAGGAAGCCAGAAGAUCGUUUUCUGAAAUGCUAUGGUUUGCAUUUUCACUCUCAGCUUGGCAGUGUAUUUUCCUAGUGCUCUCUCUGGUUUACACUAUAUGACAACUAUACUUCAGCUAUCAUUUGCCUGCACUUAUAUAUUGUUUUAUGCACAGUGAUUACAAAAUCUAGAGUGAGUAGGAAAGUUAGUUGGAAUGGGUGAGAUUUUUGUUGAUUCCAUUGAAUUUUCACAUAGGAGUCUUUCCUGCCACUCCCCCACCACCACUUUUUUUUUUUUUUUUUUUUUUGUACUUUAGAAGUGCAAAGUGAGUGAAUAAGAGCUGUUGCUCACUACCUUGAGAGUACAAAAGGUUUAGCCACGCUACAGGACAAAUCGUGUUGUAAAUUUGCAUUGCUGUUUUAUAUUAAAAUGUAAUCAUCAGCAUCAUGAACAAUGAGCUCUUAGUGUUUUAUUUAUCUGUUAAAACUCAAAAGUGUUAGUGAGAGAGGCAAAGAGAUGACAGUAAUAUCAGUAGGUUAGUCUCACUGCGUGUCCACUUACGUGUUUGAGGUUGUAUGAGGACAUAUAGUUCAAACGCUAUGUUGUACAUUUUAUGGAAAUGUAAAAGAAUCCCACAUUAUUUUAUAGAGUACUUCAGGAGCACCCUGAGUGUUAAGGCUGGCUUUAGCAAGGAUUAUGAUCAAUACAAUUAUUUUUACUACAAUAAUUAUUUUUCUUCUAUGGAACCCAGAAUCCUGACUCCGUUUGCAGACAGGAAUAUAUAUGUUGAGCCUGAUUUUUCCGGUGUAUGUAAAGUACUUCCUAGGAACAAAUUAGGCGCUUCUAGAAAUAAUGGUUAAGUCAUUCAGGUUAAGUCAUUUCCUGCCCCAAAACAGACCUACAAAAUGCUACCAAACCUGAAAGAUUUAAUGGAUACACAGUGCCUGCGUUCCACACACCCUGAGACUUAGCUUUGUAUUCCGAAUGAAUUUGCAUAAGAUACAUUCAUCUUUGAAUCUUUAGCACCUUAUAGACAAAACUUUUUAUGGCUUUCCUCACAUGGGCAAUGCUUGAUCUUACACAACAUAUAGACUCUAGCAUUUUGUACAUAUGUUUGUUCUUUGUUUUGUACAGACUAUUUACUUAUUCAGAAAAUGGGAUUUCCCAAUUUGGUCUUUCUCCUGCACUUAAACCGAGUUUUAAACUCUUUCAGCAGACUGCCCUUUACGCUAUCUUCAUAGAUCACAAGCUAAGGUGACCCUGGAAGAUAGCAUCUACACAAAAUUCUAUGAAUUGAAAAGAUCUUAGUAGCCAAUCUGAAAUGCACAUGAAUGUCAGUUACAGAGGAACAUUGUUAGGGGUAGAGGGAGAUAAAGGAAUACCUUUGGGAAACCCCCUUUACUAUCCAGUUCACAACCAGCUUUAUAUUAGAAAAACUUGGGAUUGGAAAAUGAGUCAGCCAGCCACGUGCAGCUUUGCUGAUAAAUGAAUACUUUUUCACACCAUUUAUGAAAACAAAUCUUCAACUCUGUUGCCUGUUAUAUUUAAGAAAAAAAUGCUGUUUCUACUCUCUGUAUCUGAUUUUAAAAGGAAAAAAUAUUCAUACCUGGCUUUCAGGUAAUUGACUUUGAAUUCUUACAAGCAAUGGUCAUUGUGUUUUUCUUGAGUAGAUACCUAAUAAAUUUUGCUUGAAAGUA